ACAAGUGAGAGAGAGGAGAAAGAGAGAGCAGAGUAACUCAACAGACUGUAAGGGGAGCAAGUUUGGCUGCUGUCUGUUUCUUUCUCUUAAUCCUUAAAUCUUCUAUAAUCAGGAUGAGAGGGAGAGAGCAUGUUGCCUGACUUAGGACAGCAGAGUCUAUGUUGGGACCUGAACAGAUUGCCUGCUGAUGAGGCAAUCUAACUGGCCAGUAGGAGAGAUGGAGGGAGGGGGAAGGCAUUCAGCUGGAGUCAGUUUGGGAAACUUAAACUUAACCAGUUUCUACCAAGAGCCAACAGGAAGAGAGGAAGCCCAAUAUGUGAGGAUGGUUUAACCACCAAGAGCAAGUUCAAAAAGAGAGGGAAAAAAGAGAAGAGGACCAAACCAUGGCUGGAUUGUUUUAGGGCAGGUGUAUAGCCGUCCAUAACAACAACAAGAUGUGGGUGGUGUGCAGCAGCCUUGACACCCAGGUGUGAUCCCAGGCAGAAGGGGGUCCAAUGGCCACUGCAAUUUAUGACCCCCACCUGGGCGCAGGCCCAUCCGAGGACUCGGAGAUCCUCCUGGAUGAUUCUGACUCAGGGAGUGUGCUUUCUGAAGACUCAGUGCUUCCCGACUAUGAAGGGGAUGAACAGCAUACAGAACCAGCUAAAACGUUGUAUGAGGCCUGCGCUAGGAAUGACGUCACAUCCCUGCGCAGGAUCCUGGAGAGAGGAGUCACUAAAGACGAGGCAAUGGAGCUGGACAUCAAUGGCAGGGAUGGACUGAUGCUGGCUGUGGGCAAGGGAUUUGUAGACAUCGUCACCCUGCUGCACACAUGUCCAUUAAUAGACAUCAACCACCAAGACAAUGAUGGUAAUACUGCCCUCAUGAUUGCUGCCCAGGCAGGCUUCAUCACCAUUUUAAACUAUAUCCUUAACUACUACUCUGGUGUGGACACUGAGGUCAGGGAUCCCCGUGGCUUCACAGCCCUCAUCAAGGCAGGCCUGCAGGGCCGAGAGGAGUGUGUGUCCGCCCUGCUAAUGCAUGGUGCAGAUAUGAAUGCAAUGGACCUGGUCCAAGGGAGAGGUCUAAAGGAUUGGGUCCUUAGGACAGGAAGGUUUGAAACUCUUAACAGACUCCGCCGCCUGCAGGCUCAUCCUGUCGCUGAGCAGUUCUGUGAAAGCUACAUUCCUGAGUGGCCUGAGCUGAAGCACCUGGUAGCAAAGGCCACCAGCACCAAAACAGCAAGUCAGAAGCUGAGGCAGCGCUUAAAAGACAGCCUUUCUUUCAGCUUCCCUCAGGACCCCCAAGAAAAUGGGGUCAUGGAUCAUAUGGUGCGGAUGACCACAAGCAUCCACAGCCCCCUGAUAGCCACUGGUUGCCGUCCACUCUGCCCCUCCAGCCCCCCAGAGAUUGGCAAGCGACGGUUUGCCAUCCCUGAACUGCUUGAAAAGCACAGCAGCAAGGAGUUGGAGAACAGCACAGUGUCCCACAGUAAAGGCUCCAUCACCUCACCUUCUCCCACUGCUGUAUCAGCCACCUCUGUAUCUCUGACCUCCUGCUGCCAGGACUUAGAGUGCAGGGAAAGCAUGCCGUCAGGCGGCAUAAGAAGCUUCAUUCCCCGCAGCAUGGCACAAAGGAACAGCAUCUUCCCCUCAGGCUGUAUUCCUAAGAUUGAAGUGACAAAAUCUGGGGAGCCCACUCCAAAGAAAGAGAAAAAGAAGAAAAGACAGAAGGGCUACCUGGAGCCUCCUAUCUGGAAGUACAAGGAGGCAAAGGAGGAGAAAAAGAGAGAGAAGAAGCAGCAGGAAAAGGAAAAAGAGCAAGAGAAAAAAUCUAAGGGGUCCAAACGUUCAUCAAGCCAAAAAUGAGGCAUUAUUAUUAUCUUUUCCUCAGGGAAUUUCACUCUGAUAAUGUCAUGCAUGAGCAAUGAGCAUGUGAUUACAGUGACUCAGAGGCCAAUUUUAACAGAAGAAGGAAUUGCGACACAAGUUUGGAAGUAAGCAAUCGACAAUUAAAACCCACUGAUGGAUUUGAACUUUGGCUUGGGAUGAAAAAGAGAAAACUGGAGUGACUCUAAUUUGCUAGAUGUAAUUUCAUUUUCAGCAUCUUUGCAAAGCUGAAAAUUAUGUUAACCAAAUGUUAUUUGGUUUUGGAGAUAUAUAUGGUGACAUGUCUUAGCAUGGUUUCUUAUUGCAGCUCCUACCUGGUGGAUUGGUAGAUUAAGUCUUGUGGAGAUGCAAAAUUACACUGAUCGCGGACACCUACAAUGACAUUAUUUCAUUUCGAAAACACUACAUUUGUGAGGAUUUUACCAAUCUGUGUAUUGUGAACGAUUUCCAAGUAGGGUGCCAUCAUGGUAUUCAACUGCAAGAUAACCAAAGCAAUAGCAAAUACUGUGUAUUUAUGUGAGCAAUGGCCAGCAAAUUAAUUUACGUUAUAGUUAAUCAAAAAGAGAUAGUGGCUGCUUUUUACAAGGCCAAGCACUCAUGUUGCAUCAGCACCCAAAAUUCUUAAACUUUUGUUCUUUUUCCACUCUGCAAUGGGAGUAAUGGCACUCCAUCGAACCUAUUGUUUGAUACAGAAAUUGGCACACCAAUGGAGGCACAAGAGGGAUUAUGUCAAUGUGAACAAUGCCUCUUGCACCACCAUCAGUCGAAGGUAAACUCACUUCAGGAAAUCAAUGAUACAUUUGAUUUGCUUUGCUGAUCAUCAUCUAAAUUGGUACAAAAGUCACUAAUGAGGCUAUAGUGCUUUUAUCAGUCCAGAGAUGAGAUAUCUUUUUAGCUCAUAAGUGUUUAACCAUUUCACCUAUACACAAACCCUUUUGACCCGAGAAUAUAAGCUGGUCCAUUUCAGGCCAUACUUUGAACACAUUUGAUUUUUGUAAAAAGCCUAUUUUUUUACUUCUAUAAUGUCGCUCUAACCUUCCUGCUAUGUCACAUACAGUGUCAGUAGGAUGCUUUUAGAUUUCCUUUAUUGUCAUUCAAUCUGCACACAUAAAAAAACUAAAUGCUGUUCCCCAAAGUGCCAGUUGUUAGUAAAAACAAUAUCAGUCACAAAAACAAUAACAAUAGAUACAAAAUAAAUAAAUUAGAAAGUAUGGCUAAGAAAUAUCAGGUAAAAAGAGCUCAUCAUACUGGUGUAUGUAAAGUGUAAUUAUGCAGUCCAGUAAGUUAACUUGUCAGGUGUCUGUAGUGCAUGACAGUUCUGUUAUUUGCUUUCAGGUGAAAGUGCUGUUAUGGUGGUUAGAGGGUGUGUGUUGUGGGGAUAUUAGUGGGAGGGGGCACAGUCCCUUCCCCCUCCCACUAAUAUGCCCACAACACACCGAUUUAUUAUUCAGCAGGGUUUUGCUACUUCAGACUGUUCGGCCAUGAUGCACAAAUGAAGUUGUUGGCAAAGAUUCAGAAACAGGAAGUGAAUCAUAGCUAUGUAAUACAUUGUCCAAUUAUGAUCAAAAUUCAGAAGACAAACGCUAGAAUCCCUCAAACACCUCUACCAUGGUAAAGUUAAAGUUACUUUUGAGCUUACAACUCUUACCUGAGCCUCAAAAUUUUAAUUUCUUGGUCAAGGUCCAUUUUGCAGCCUUUUAUGAAUGAAAUCAGUGACCAUUUUGCAAUUUAUCAAAUACUUAAUUAAAUUCUUCUUCUGUACAGGUUAUCCAAUCUUCAUUGUAUGCAAAAUGUAGCAUCUAUCAGAUGCCUUUAUUAUGUCUUUUUGACAGACUCUUAAUACUCAAAACUGUUUGGCUGUGGCAUGUGAAUGAUGUUAGCAGUGAAGAUACAGAAAAAAGGAACUGAGCCAUAUCUGCAACAUUUUGUCUGAAAAACUGCUCACUGGUAUACAAGUCCUCAGUCUGCCGAUACUUAAUGUACCAUGUUCGAUGGGUUUUUACUUGACCACCAGAAUUGUUGCUUGCAAAAAAUGUUAUACACCAAUAGCAGACCUCACAUCUGCAGAGUUACCUAUGCACAGCAAAGAAACUAUUUGUACAUAAUGUUACUCAGGAAAUCUUUUGUUAAUAAUAUGUUGGGCAUUACACAUUAAGCAUCUAUCAAGGCAAGAAAUCUCUUUUGGUGUCAAGUUUGCAUUGGGGCAUUUUAAAAUAUUCUUGGUACUUAUGCUAAAAUCAUCACUAAUAACUCAUACAGGUGUAACUGCAAUACAUAAUCUAAUUAUAACAAAAUAUAUUAAAAUGUGUUAUCUAAAAAAAUGUAUUUAGAUAUUGUUCUUACAAAAAAAUAGAGGAUCAUUUCUGGGGUUAUUUAUUUUAAAGUGAAAGCAAGAGACUCAGCUCAGGUCUUCUACAUCUUGAUAAAGUGUGAGACAGAUGAAAAUGUGUGUUUUUAUGCAAGCUUGGAAUAAAUGUACUGACCUUUGCAA
Siniperca chuatsi (mandarin fish) is the source of this 4359-nucleotide messenger RNA. RefSeq names its product ankyrin repeat domain 33Aa (gene ankrd33aa). Lineage: Eukaryota; Metazoa; Chordata; Actinopteri; Centrarchiformes; Sinipercidae. The coding region runs from base 495 to 1847 and encodes 450 amino acids. Gene Ontology annotation, molecular function: protein binding. The record is from RefSeq and is a predicted model, not a curated record. The transcript is spliced from 5 exons.